AUGCAUGGAAUGCCAACUUUCUUUUCACCUGGACAACUGGAGGACAUGUUAUUGCUGUUACUGGAGAUUGAAAAAAUGAUGCCCCUACUCUACAUGAGGUUGAUAUCUAAGGAACUAAAGUUGCAAAAGAAAGCAGUGACAUCUAAGGAACAAAUGAUGCCAACUUUCAUUCAGUUUGUAUUGUCCCCCUUAAUGCAGUCCGGGUAUGAUGUUGCUAUUAUGAAGGUAUGCCACUCCGGUUGUCUUUUUCACAUAAGUGACAAGGAGCUGUUGUAUUUAUUCAGACUAGGCUUAAAGAAAUGGUUGCCAGAGAUGAGUUCAGAAGAAGAAGAAGAAGAAACAAGGCCGCAACUAUAG
Lactuca saligna is the source of this 357-nucleotide messenger RNA. The record is from the annotation of a GenBank genome assembly. NCBI's taxonomy places the organism in Eukaryota, Viridiplantae, Streptophyta, Magnoliopsida, Asterales, Asteraceae.